This is a messenger RNA of Dermochelys coriacea (leatherback sea turtle), 9862 nucleotides long. RefSeq names its product RAB11 family interacting protein 5 (gene RAB11FIP5). The transcript is spliced from 6 exons. Gene Ontology annotation, molecular function: small GTPase binding. The record is from RefSeq and is a predicted model, not a curated record. The coding region runs from base 381 to 5342 and encodes 1653 amino acids. Lineage: Eukaryota; Metazoa; Chordata; Testudines; Dermochelyidae. Gene Ontology annotation, biological process: regulated exocytosis. Gene Ontology annotation, cellular component: phagocytic vesicle; recycling endosome; early endosome.
CUGGACCUGGCGGGGGCGGGUCCGGUCUAGGGCCCGGGUGCAGCCGCUGUGCGAGCCGCUGAGCGACUCGGAGGCGCAGGGCGGCCCGGGGAUUUGCUUUCCUGCUGCCUCCGUUUCCCCCGGGGAGGAAAGUUACUUCGCCGCCGCGGGCAGGGCGUUUGCAGCUGCAGGGAGCCUCCCUCUUUCCCCGGCGCGGAGUUUGCACCGCAUCGUCCUCGCAGCGGGGAGCUUCUCCCCUCUUGGCAUUGCACCGUCCCCGCCGGGAGCCGCCCGGGGAGCCGGGCUUUGCAUUGCAGCGGGCCCUGAGCCGGCGCCGCGGAGACCGGUCCUUCUGCCGGGGCGCCCCGGGGAGCGGGGGAAGCCUCGCCCCGCCCGGCGUCAUGUCCCUGCUGCGGGUGGCGGAGCCGGAGCCGCCGCUGCAGCGCUGGCUGCCCACCCACGUCCAGGUGACCGUGCUGCAGGCCCGGGGCUUGCGGACCAAGGGAGGGGGCGGCGGGGGGAAGCCGGGCACCAGCGACGCCUACACCAUCAUCCAGCUGGGCCGGGAGAAGUACAGCACCUCGGUGGCGGAGAAGAGCACGGGCAGCCCGGAGUGGAAGGAGGAAUGCUCCUUCGAGCUGCCCCCGGGGGCCCUGGAGCUGGGGGAGCCGGCGGACUGGGGCGGGGGCUCCCCCCGCGGCAAGGGGGGCUGCCAGCUGGUGCUCACCGUCAUGCACCGGGCGCUCAUCGGCCUGGACAAGUUCCUGGGCCAAGCCACCGUGCCCCUGCAGCCGGUCUUCAGGGAGAGCCGCUCCAUGAAGAGCCAAUGGCACAAGCUACAUUCCAAGGCUGGGAAAAAGGAGAAGGAGCGAGGAGACAUCCAGGUCACCAUCCAGUUUACCCGCAACAACCUGACGGCCAGCAUGUUCGAUCUUUCCAUGAAGGACAAGCCCCGGUCGCCCUUCGGCAAGCUGAAGGACAAAAUGAAGGGGAAGAAGAAAUAUGACUUGGAAUCUGCCUCUGCUAUCAUCCCCAGCAGCAUGGGGGCCCUCGACAUGGAGGAGGACUAUGAGCUAGGGGGCAAGAAAUCCAAAGGCAAGGGCGGUUUCUUCAAGAACAAGCUCCGCAAGUCCUCCCUGACCCAGUCCAACACCUCGCUGGGCUCCGACAGCACCAUCUCCUCAGCCAGCGGUAGCCUGGCUAACAACUUUGGCAUAACCAUCAAUGUUCCCGAGGUAACCAAAUCCCCGAGCAGACACAGCAGUCUGUCCAUAGAGCGCUCUGUUAAAGACUAUCUGCCUUCGCCAAAAUUAACCCACAAGAGAGCAUUCAGUGAUGAGAUCUCCCAGCUUAACGUGGUAGCUGAGCCAAAAGCUAUCCAAAAUCUGAAGCCAAAGGAUGACCCUGUUUCCAGAUCCCCUCUCUGUGUCAAUGGAAGCCAUGUUUAUAGUGAUGAACCUGCACCAAAGAGCCCGAUGUCUGGCCUACCGAGCUCCUUGCCGCUGUCCCUGCCUCUACAGAAUAUCGCCAGAAAGUCUGAGGAGGGUUUCCAUGCUGGCUACCCUCUUCCUGACUCUGAAAACCUGCCAUGGGGAGUCAGGCAGCAGAAAGAAGAGCCCAGAUUCCUUCCCUCUCCUCCCAGCCUAGCAGUACAAGAGGAGAACAAGGUCUCAACCAAAGCUGUAACCCUCAGCAACCAUCUAGGUAGAGCCAAGUUGGAAGAAGGCAGCCGCUUAGAGACCAGACCUGUGCAGAUCGCAACGCCAAUGGUCUUCUCCAUAGAGGUGAUGAAAGACAAAUCACUUGAGGAAACCAGAAAGGAAGAUAAGAAGUCCAAGGUUGGCCUCUUCCACCAUGGGGGCACUAAAGGUGAUGCAGGGAACAAGAGCUUGGGGGAGAAGCUGGGAUCAUCCCUGACCAUAUCUCCACAAGUAACAGCUGCUGGAGAUGAGAAGAGUAAGAGCAGCAGCUGGUUUGGAUCCAAGGACACCAAAGAACCUUCUCAGAAACCCAGCCUGGAAGUGUCUCCUAAGGUAGAAACCAGCUCAGAUGCACCUUCUCACUUUUCCCCUUGUUCCCCUGUCCAGUGUCCUCCUGCUGGUAUAGUCCAUCCUUCUUGCAUGCUAAGCACUAACCUUUUAUCUGCUACUGAAGAAAGCCAGUUUGGAUGCCUGUCCCCUACCAAUCCAUUCCUCCACUCCCUGCACAGCAACCCUUUCUUUGAGGACCUCCUUGCUGACCAGGUACUAAACUCUCCUUCCCCUACUCACUUUCUCUCUAGUUUCCAGUCUGGGUCGCAUGCUACCAAAGAGGUCGUUGGGCACGUUUAUUCCUCUGAGGAUUACAGUCCCUCUGCCUCCCUAGGACUUCACAAACCACAGCAGGAGUCUUCAAUCCAAAGCGCUGGAGCCCCUAUUCCAGAAGCCACUCCCACAUCCCAAGAACUCAGCCCUCCUCGAGAACAGACUCCUGCUACUCCUCCCGUCUCUGACUGGGAUGACACCUUUGAUGCCUUUGCGACAAGUAGACUCAAACCAGAAAUUCGGGAGGAAAGCCUUUUGGAUUCUGUAGUUAUGGAGGGCCUGGCCUACGUCGAUGAUCCAAGUCCAACAGGAAGCCCAGCUGAACUGGUUCAUGAAAACCAGACUGAGAAAGCUAAGGCUGAGCCACAAGGUGCUGAUGAAGUGUCUCUAGGUCCAGGGUCCUGGGCAGAUGUCGCAAUCUUAAAAGAAAUGGAGGCAAACGUACUGAAAACAGCACAGGAAGUUAACCUGAGAGAAGAUGGUGUGUUGGGUCAUUUGGGCUCUCUGUUGGAGAGUGAGAGAACUAGCACCUCUCAAGCCUGGUCUGCAUUGGGAGCUUUGGGGAAGGAGGAGGAUGCAGCAGCAUUGACUACUCAAAAUAGUGCCAGAGAGAAAUGGGACAGCGAAAUGGUGCACGUAGAAAAACUGACUGUAGCAUACAAUGAGGAGGAGCCCAAUAGUGCAGGGGAAGAUGAAUGGACAACCACGGCCACAGAAACAAUUGGCGGUCCAUGGGAAAGCGACCAAAUGGUCACUGAGAAGGAACACGAGAUUCAGGAGAGCAUGUUCAGGCCAUGUUCCGAUGAGGGCAUCUUCGAAGAGGAAAGCAGCCCUGUGAGUGCCCCAGGCCUAUUGACCAAAAGCAACUUAGUCUUGGAGAAACCCAGUGAGGCACUUCCUCAGAAUAACGCUGCCCUAUCGCUGUUGGUGUCAAAAGUGGAAGCGGCGGAGAAGCCAUCAGCUGUAGUCGACAUCGGUGAUGGUCAGGAUUCUAGUAACACAGAGGGGAUGAUUGAUAUAAAGCCACCAGAAGGUGGGCUUCAGACUAGUGCACAGCUGGAGGCAGAUGAAGCCAGCAUGAAACUAGGCUCUGACUUUCACGAGAGACACAUUUCCUCCACCGUAUGGACUGAGACCCCAGAGAGGGAGGAGGAGAGCAGUGGGGCAGCUGGUUUGGAGAUAACCAUGGGGGCACCACCGCCAAAGCCUCCGAGAUGGUUCACACCCUGGGAUUUCAGAGAGGAAGAUGAUGAGGCCAAUUUGGACACACACAUGAGCCAGCAAGGCAACGAAUAUCAGUGUGAAAAUGAGGAGGGCCCAAAGGUUGCAGUUCAGCCGCAAUAUACCCAUGUAAGCCGAGAGAAUGUUUCCCCCGUGGCUCCCAGCCCACCUGUGUUGGGAGCAGCGAUAAUUGAAGCAAAAGCAAGGCGAGUCCCUUCGGUUGCUGGAGAUGUUGAUUCUGCCACAGAGGACUGGGUGGCUAAUUUGAAGGCAAGAGCUAAUGAGUUCACAAAACGGGACACCUCUUCUGGGGAAAACCUGCUAGAGAUAAAUGAGGAGACUGGGGCUGAGCAGUUCAAGACUUGCCCUUCGAAAUUCUCACUAGACAGAUUAGGCCUGUCAGAUGCUGAAGAAGACUCAAACAAAUUGGAAAUGGUAAAGCCAGGUUUCCCCCCCCAGUCACAACAGCUCACCGAGCGACACUCCGGCGCCAGGUGGGGCUUGUCGGAGACCGCACCGGCGUUCCCAGAGAGGAACGAAAUACUCCCUGAGCAGCUGAUUCCUUCAAAGCCCGAUAUUCCCAGAGAUCCAGAAUCCAGCCAAUCGGUGCUGUUCUGCACAGCUGUGGAGGAGCAGCGGCCCGCUACGCACUACCCAAGCCCCAGCCCAGCUGACCAGCUUGAAAGGUUAGCUCUUCAAGAGCAUCCCUCGCAGCCAAGGCCUACAUCGGGGAAGGGAGAUAACCAGGGACAUCUUGGCAAAGCACCAGCCCAGCCAGCUGAAUGGGAGCCUCAAACCCCAGAAGCGUUAGAGAGCCCGACCUGCGGGUCAGAGCAGGGUAGCUAUUCAGCUGACAGGCCCAAGCCAUUGUCGAGUCAGCGGCUUAGCUGGUCAGCGGAUCAAGUGACAGACUUCAAAAAGGCUGAAUUCUGGAGGCCAGUUAGUGGGGAGGAGAGCAGAGAGCAGGCUGACACUUCAACCCUGGGCAACCCUUUCACCCCCAGAGUCAGCCCCUCGUCCCCAAACAAUCCCUUUGUGGAAAAGCCAUCAGAUGUGCUCCCGAUUCAGGCCACGUCACCCAAAAUUCCUGGUCAGGGAGGCUUAAACUUCAAAGACCUUCAUGAGGAAGCUGCUCCCCAUGGCUUCCAGCCCGCUAACCUCCCUGAGGACCAGCUAGUUGAGCUUCCUUUCUUGCAUGGCAACCAGCCCUUGGCCUUCUCCACACCUUCCCUUGUGGCUGCGACUAACCCCCAGCAAUUCAAUUUCCCUUCCCCCAUCGUGUGCCCUACAACUAGUGGGGUGCCUGCGGUGACCAGCUGGGCAGCAGCUCAGUCCUCCUGCCCUUUGCUGCAGACCGGUGGCAUGAAAGUCUCAACGCUCACGGUUUUGCCCAAGGAGACACAGCCAGCUGAGAAGCCCUCUUUCCAUCAGACAAGCAGUCCUCAUCCAGUGAAGCCCGUAAGUGCUGCCAUGGCAGAGGUCUCCGGGGAGAAGAAGCAGCACAAGUCUACCUUGACCACUGCCCUGAGCAGUGGCCUGGAAAAGCUGAAGACUGUCGCCACGAGUAGUGUCCAGCCAGCGACCCCUUCAUCGCAGCUGGAGAAAAUGGAGUCCAAAAAGCUAAAGGAUGCUGCUCUGCCUGACCAGUCUGCCAAGUAUUAUCACCUGACCCAUGAUGAACUCAUCCAGCUGCUGCUGCAGAGGGAGAAGGAGCUGAGCAGGAAGGAGGAGCAUGUCCAUGAACUGGAGAACUACAUUGACCAGCUGCUGGUGCGCAUCAUGGAACAGUCUCCCACCCUCCUUCAGAUCCCCCUGGAAAAAAACACAACCAGCAAGUAACCUCUGCUCAGAAAUCUCCUUGGCGUCACUUGCCCACAGCACUCCAGCAAUAAACACGCCAAAGACACCUGAUUCUUCCCUGCGCACACACUGUCUCCACCUCUUACAAGUAAAACCCAAGAGGGCUCUGGUGGCCCACACAAAUUUGCUGAGAGUCUUUCAGUAAAGACUAGCUGUAUCGCCUAACAAAUGUACUCUAGAUCCAACGACUGCAUCGGGGCAUAGAACACUGCAAUGCCCAGCCCGUGAACUGGACUUCUCCCCCAUGGCCUGACAGAGUGGUUCAGGAACAUCUUGCACAGAGCUCCUGCCAAAGCCGUAAGGAGUCCCUGGAACUGGACGUCUGAAAAUUGGAAAUGUGCCAACUAGCCCCUGGCUUCAAGCUACCACCCCUGCCUGUGUUCCCAAAUGACCCUGUUCUAUCAGAAAUGAGGUGUCCUGGCUUGCUAGAAAGUUCUCUGAAUCGCUGCAACAGCUGAGGAAUCUUACGUGUGACACCUGAAAAUCACAAGUGUGUGGCUCUUCCCCAUGUUGCUGUGCAUGCCAGUGUGGCAAGGGGUGAGUGGGAGGUCUAGCUUCACCUCUCUUCUUGUGUUUCGAUGGGCACCAUUUCUUUGCCAGCCCAAAGGAAAGGGUUCCCCAUCCAAUUGGCAAGCUCCUCUCUAAGCACUACAUUCCUGGCCAUAUGGGAGAUGAGACAAAAAGUGACACUGGUGAAAUCGGCUGACCGUGACGAGCUGUAUUGGUAACUUUACUGCAAGUUUGCCUCUGUGACAAAACCAACUCUUCCUUACCCAGCUCAGACUAGAACUUCAGCUCCAGGGCUUCCGAGGAAGGGACCUGUUGAUGUUCAUGCAGCAUCUGUCCCAUAGAACUUGCUUCACAAAGCCACCUUACCCAUCACCCAUGCAUAUGCUACAGGCACACUCUGUGGACUUGUUGGCAUCAGUGACUGCUGAUAUUUCUGCACAGUGUUGUCUCAUUAAAUGCCUCUUUCCGUGUUUACAUGGCGUGUUUGAAACCAUCAUGGCCCUUGACGCUACUUGCCUACUUCUUUGUAUGUGUUUUUCUUUUUAAUGUGCCUGGGAGAUGCUGUAAGAAACAGAAGCUAGAGUGUGACUGCCCACCCCUGUCUGCGUGCAUGACAGCAAAUUUAGCCAGACACCAGACAGACAGUCUGCAAUAAACUAGCAAUUCACCAUUCUAAAAUACCCCCAGGAUUAACAUUAUGCCUAGGGCUUUCUCCCAUCUAUUUCGACGUCAAGACUCUUAAAUCUUGUGCCAGUGCCUAGAUGUUUCACUGGGCCAGCACUCUCAGGAAGUGUAUAUGUAGUGUUUGAUUUUGGGGCCUCAAUGAACAAGCUCCUUGUUGGCUGGUUGGUUUAGUAGCUGCAAAUAUGGUGAGUCCUGAGGCUUGGUACAUCUGGCCACAGUAGAAAACAGCAUAGUUGCUGGUUCUGAUGUUUACUUGGGCGGGGCCAGAAGUUGCUGCUGUCUUCCAUUUGGGUUUUUAGCUUUUGUCAGUUUCUUCCCUCUGCUCCAUCAAGGCGUUGGGUGGCAGGUCCUCUUGCAAGUGAAGGAGUGGCCGUGUAAUCCCAUCAAGACAGUGAGGACAGGGCCUGGCACCUAACUCGAGUUGGACUUCAGUGUCCUCAGCCUGGCAAAGGGGCAUUGUUUCCACUGGAACCCCUGAAGUUUUUGCUGUCAUUUUUAAGCUUUUUUCACAUUCUUUCACUGUUACCUGUUUAAAUGUAUUAAAUUGACUUCAGAAAGUUGUGCCUUUUGGAAUAGAAUAAAGGCAGUUUCCUGUUUAAAAUGGUUGAUUCUUUAAAUCCAACCUGCAGUCCAAUGGAUUAUUGUCCUUACCUAGCCCAGCCUUGCAAAAUUCUACCUGCCCACCAGGCUCAGGUAAGUUGGAGGUGGUGUUGGUUUGUUUUUUAAGGCAAAUAAAUCAGACCAUCGUGGACAAAUGGUGGGCAAGUAGCUUUGUGUUCUGGGGCUGGAACACUUUUAUGUAAGGCUGGUGUAAAUUAAGUUUUCUAUAAGGAUAGUCCCUUGAAAACACUGGCCAUGAGCAUUUCAGUCCUAUUUGCCUUUGUUUCUAAUAGAAAAGAAGUCUGGGGUUUGCACUUGUCUGCCUGCAUUGUUGUUCUUUGUGUGCAUGUGUCUUGGGGAGGGCGGGGUUUUAAGAAAUGUGUCCAGCUUUUCUUUCUUCAUACAAGUUCAAGUACCAAGGACUUCUCCUUGCAUGUACAAUCAAAAGGUUCCCCUAGAGUGAGAGCCAGGUCCCUUUCCUGGUUGUAUGCCUCUUGGAAAAUGUCUUCCUUUUAUGUGAGGAGGAGUUACAUGCAGUGUGGUGUAAGGAGGCAAAACUUGCGUAAAAACAAUUGUGCAACUAAACCUACCACACCAGGGCAUGGAAGGGAGGGCAUGAUCAAAGACAGUUGAGCUGCAAUAUGGAGCCCUAUGUCAGAUGGGCAUUAAAAAGGAGGGAAGUCUGUAGUAUUUCAUCUCUAUGAGAAUAAAUGUGUCCACACUGGCUUUUCAGCAGCCUGUGUAUAAAAGAUGCAUGCCCCGUUCGGUCUCUCCUCUGAAAUAUACCUGCUUCCUUGGGUGGCACAGCUCUCUGACGUGGGACUGGCAUCAUUUCACUGUUCUUCCAGCGUACCAUGCAGCAGAAACAUAGAGACCAAAUCGUGCUUCCUGGUACCAAACCAUUCCUCCUGUUGGCUUGAUCCCUGGACAGCCUCUAGAGCCAAUUAGUUGCUCCCUUGGCUAGUCUUUCUUGCAGGAUUUUGUUUCAUCUUCCUCAUCCUGAGGACUGACUUAUUGUAGGUGCUUUCCAUACCCACACAAGUGCUAAUGUUUUUAAAGAGCUCUCUGCACCCCAUCCACUGCUUCUUAAUCCUUUUAUGAUUUAAUCACAUCUACAAAAUCUCUCUGCCUUAGUUUUCUGCCUUGUCAAAGCUUGAAUGUUUGCCACUUUAUCUAUUCAAGAUAAUCUUGAAGAGCUGCAUCACAAAGAACUGUACCAGCACAAUGGACUUGUUUAACGAUAAGCCUGUUUCCUUUCCAUGACCUGUCCUCCCUCUGAAUGUUACUGCUGUGUGAUUGAACCCCAUAGGCCACCUUGCACCAAAAGAAUCCACUCAGUGAGAAGUUGUACGUAGCCUAAAACGCUGCCAAGCGGAUAGAUUUAAAAUGUUCAAGCCUUGAUUCUACACUAGCAGGGAUGCUCCGAGAAACCACCUGGGAGACUCCACGUUCUUGGUGGAGCAGGUACUGCAUGGACAGCACAACAUCUGAGUUAACCAAAGUUAGUGUGUCGGGAGUAUGGCACAAACCUAAUGAUCAUCAUGGCUAAGAGGGUGUUGUCCCUCCCUCCCCUGUUUUGGGUCUCAUCUAAUUGACCGUUAGACUUUUCAGAAGUCAGGCAUUUGUGAUUGAACUUUGGCUAGGGAAAGGCAUCCUUGAGGAGAGGUUUCUUUGGUAAGUCCACUUACUAUUUUGUCCUCCAUUCCUUCACUACCUUACAAAACUUUCUUCCCAAGUGAUUAUGUGCCACAUAAUGGAGCAGAGAAUGUUAAAUAUGCCACAAGUGUCCAGAGAACUUGGUUAAAUCAAAGUGGCUAUUUAAUUAACUUCAUUUGGUACUAAAAAAAAUGUAUUGGAGAGGCUGAUGUGAAGAUUUUAAAAUGUAGAUGUCUUACAAAAAGAGGUAGGAGAGAGCGGAAUACAAUAGAAAUGUAUUUGUCUAAAAACUAUUGAUGUUCCUGUCCUGCAUCCGUAUUUAAAGGAGGUGGUUGUGUGAAAACAAGGAGUUGAAAUGAAUGUCAUUGUCCCUAUGUACCAGUCUAAUGCUGGAACCCUUUUGGUGAGGGUUAGUCACUGCAGGUGAGAUGACUUUUGUAUGUCUAGAUCACCUGCUGUCAACAGUGUGCCUAUUUAUUCAGUUUGAAACAAGGCCAUUCCCGUAACUUUGUCUUUCAUCCCAGUAUAUUCGGCCUCUUCCCCCCACACAAACUGCUUUGCAGGGUUUUUCUGCAGAUGUGCAGCUGAUUGCGUUUAUGUUGUGCUUUGUUGUCAGCCCAUAGGGUCAGUAAACUUUUAUUUAAAAAGGAAGCCCAUCAAGCAGUCUGUUUCUUUAUUUUCUCUUCUGGCCAGGGGUGAACGGGGUACAGAAGAGAUGUCCAGUAAUGACCUGAAACUGGAACAAACCUGAAGGGAUAUGGAUACUGAACAGUGUUUUGUAAAUCCAGUCUAUUUGAGUUGGUUGAUCUUGUUUGUAAAAAACCCAGUAUGUUCAGUGCUAUAAAUGAGUGUUGGAAAUGCACCCAAAAAAACAGGGUUAAGAGUAUUCAAAUCUGGGGGGUAUGUUGAUUUCCUUAUUCUUCACAGAGUUGGGAAGAGGGUUCUGCUUAUGUUUCUUGAUUUAAUAGUUACAACUAAUGUUUAUAAAGAGCUUGUUAUUUACGUUUUAAGCACUUUAAAAAAAAUAAAAAUUGUUCAAGCUGUUCCUA